This is a messenger RNA of Tilletiaria anomala UBC 951, 5105 nucleotides long. RefSeq lists its product as uncharacterized. Gene Ontology annotation, cellular component: cytoplasm. Lineage: Eukaryota; Fungi; Basidiomycota; Exobasidiomycetes; Georgefischeriales; Tilletiariaceae. The record is from RefSeq and is a predicted model, not a curated record. Gene Ontology annotation, biological process: intracellular distribution of mitochondria. Gene Ontology annotation, molecular function: protein binding; mRNA binding. The transcript has 3 exons. The coding region runs from base 312 to 4703 and encodes 1463 amino acids.
CACAGAGGAGAUCCUUCGAUUGUCCAUUGGGCCAGCCUUGCUUUUGCAAAGGUUCCCUCGCGAACAAGGGAACGUCGAACGGGAGAUGUACGGGUAAAAAGUCGACGUUGAUCUCCCGUGCUCUUUGAGGUGCAUUUGAUCCCUGAUCGCCUCAUUUGAUAGACGCUGCUCUGUUCGUACAUCUUCUUUGCAAGGCUGUACACCUUUUAAAAUCACGCGACCCGACCCAUUUUCUCGCAAUCGUACGGCAAGAGCACCUGGAGGAUAAAGAGCUUGCUUUUGUUGCUGUAGAGGGCAGCUGCAGGGACAAGAUGGCCGACUUGCCGGAGGCUAAUGGCGAGCAGCCCAAAUCGACCGACAUGAGCGUCAAUGGUAAUGUAGCGGCUCAGGAUGAGACCGCUAGCGGACUUCACGAUGACCCGCAAGAGGAAGCCCAGCAAUACCUGAUCACAGUGUAUCUUCCGGAGAGGCCUCUGCUGCCGGCCAAUGCCACGUCGCUCGGUGUGCCAGAGCCGCCGUCGCCGCUACAGAUUCCUCUCAGCUCAAUCGACACCCUCAACGAGGUUCGCGCAACACUCACGGACAAUCAUGAAGGAUACUGGCUCGGAGCCUUCUGCUUCCGGCGCCCUUUAAAGGCAAGUGAGGCAAAGCCCAACGGCAAAACUGACAGGCUUCAGCUCAGUGAACGAUUGUCCGAAUGGGUCGAGCUGAAGACGAUCUUCGGUGAAGACGCGGCCGAGGACCGUGUCAUUUAUGUCACCCAUGUUCAAUUCAACGAACACGAAGCAAGGCAGCACCUUGUGCGAUUCCGUGAAAUCCUCUCAGGAGGCUCGCAUGACCCCACCAGUCUCGGGAUAGAUGCAGGAAUCAGCGUUCACGAUGCUAUCCGACACAAGGAGGAAUGGAUCAAAGAAUCUCAGCCGAGCAGUCGAGAACCUGUCACCAAGCAAAAGGGCGGCAAGGGGCAGAAAAAAGAUCAAGACAAGGAGCAAGCCAGCAAGGACGUCGAAGCGAGCGCAAAAGAUGCUAAGGAAAAUCCUUUCGCCAACUGGGAUGGAUGGACUGAGACACCCAUGAGCGCCCUAAUCCCCGAGCAAGCGCGAAAGCUCCGCCCGUCUGGGCCGUGCCUUAGGCACAUUGCCAUGGCGCAAUGGAACCCUCCACCUCAAGAUCUGCGCCUGCAAGGCCACCAUUACUAUAUCCACGUGGUAACGCUCGAAAACGAUACCAUCUACAUCACAGCCUGCACCGAGGGUUUCUAUAUCAGCAACUCGACGUCGUCUUCCUUCAACCCGACGCCUCGACCCGGUUCGGCGAGCUUCGCUUCGGUGUCUCUGUAUGAUCUGCUUUGCGCGUACUCCCCCCUCUUUCUGUUUAACUUUGCCAAACUCUUCCAAGACCCACUCUCGCAGCGCGACUUCCACUCCAUCGUCCCCAUCACCAACUGCAUGCAAGCAUUCCCAUGGCUCGCCAGGAAGCAUGCGCACACGGCUGAUGCUGCCAGGUCGCAGAUCGCAUACCUGCUCACUGGUGCCUUGUCGCUCGAUACUCUGGAUGGCACACGCGAUUGGAAUGAAGAGCUGCAAUCGACACGUGAGCUGCCUCGCUCCACACUCAACGAGCGUGUACUCAGGGAUCGCUUCCUGAGUCGCGUCUAUGCAGAGUUUGUCGCUGCCACCGCUCGCGCCGUGCCACGCGUCGCCGCUGGUGAGGUACAAGCUAUGAACCCGAUGGACAAGCCGGGUGCGCAAAUGUUCCUCUGCAACAACCUCUUUAUCUCCAAAGGUGUCGACGGCGUGGACCUCUACCCGCAUCUUGGGGGAGAUGAGGCAGCCUACGUGGCCGUCGGCAAGGAUCUCGCUGGUAUCAGAAUCCUCAACACCCUCGACAUCCCCGGCCUCUCGCUCCUUGGCACCGCUGUCGUCGACUGGAAAGGAGAGCGUUGGGUUGCCCAGACCAUCGUCCCUGGUCUAUUCCGAAAGCAUGAGGAUCCAUCAGAGGAAGAUGAAAAGGCGGACGAGGAGGCGAGUGCUACCGCGCAAGAUGAGGCCAAGAAAGGAGAGGCUGAAAAGAAGAAAAAGGAACCUACGCCUCUCGAGGAGACUGCGGUCGUCUAUGGCGGUGUUGAUGGUCCCGAAGUCAUUCGCUCAGAGCCCAGCAUGCACAAGAUCUUUGGCAAGAUUUCAAAUGCCUUGCGCCUCGCUGAGCAUGACAUUGAGGAUGCAGAAGGCGAAAAACACCGCUUAUUCACCAGCGUUGAAUGUAAAGGUUUGCAAGGGGCUGAUGGACGAAAGUACGCGCUCGAUCUGGCUCGACUCAACCCUCUUGAUAUCGAAUGGCUCGAGCAGGAUAUCAAGGGCAAGUCCGUCAACUCAGAUACCGAGGUUGGCGAAUAUCCUCACCGUCUCACCGUUCUCCGUCCCGAGCUGCUUGAACUGUAUUGGGACAGCACCUUCCGCCAAUGGGCACGGGACGAACUUGACAAGCAGGAGAAGGAAACAAAAGAAAAGGAAGCUACGGCACGGGAUGAAGUCAAAGAGAAGGAUGUUGCUGCAGUUGCUGAGCAGCGCAAGAUCAACCCCGAAGAAUUCAAGCUGAGCUUCAACUGCGAUGCCUUUGUUGAGUUCAAGUUUGGCGGUGCCGAGGAUGCUCCAAGUGAGAUCAAGGUCCUCGUCAACGAUGAGUCCGAUCCCACCGUCGCGGCCGUGCGCUCUGCGAGCAGGCAUCUCCGCGAAAUCGCAGUGCCUCGCCUCGUCAGCGACGCAGCCGCUGGUCUGCUCCAGGCCAUGGACGGCCAGGCUCUCACGACUCACCUCCAUUUGCGCGGUAUCAACCUGCGCUACCUUGGACUAGUGGCACACUUGUGCGAACCAUCUCAAAAGGAGCGGCUUGACCAGAGCAUUCUUGGCAAAGCAGAUCCAGGCUACCAGGUCUACCUCGACAGCCUGCGAUACGUCUGCUUGCAAGAGAUGGUCGUCAGGGGAGGCAAGCGCGUGCUUCGGGAGAUGCUCCAUGAAUGCCGCCUCGAUGAGCAAGCCAACGUCGUCUCGCAUUUCCUGAACUGCUUGCUCGGGGCUACGCGCAAUCCCCAGCCCAGGGCGGUGCACCACCGUUCCCCGUUGCAACUCGGCUCAGAAGAUCCUGAAUGGACACAACUGACGCCGGCUUCCUUGCACAGCAAGAUCGUCGAACAAGUUGCGCGUCGUUACCGAUACGCCUUACCCUCUGACUUCAUCGAGCACACUCUGCAAAAGCGGCAGACUCUACGCGCGAUUUGUCUCAAGAUGGGCAUCCAACUACACCUCCGCGAUUACGAUUUUGUCGGCCCCUCAGAAGCUGCUUCUCCGCUGGUCAAUGGUCACGCUGCUCUCGAAGGCGCACAUGCCCAGAACAUUGCGUCUGAGGAAUCUGCAACGGACGAACAUCACAACACCGAGAGCAAGACAAAGAAAAAGAAGCGCAAGGCGGCUGUGAAGCUCAACGGCGCGCUCGAAGCGGCGGCGAACACGACUUUCACCCCGCAAGAUGUCCUGAAUCUUGUACCUGUCAUCAAGGAUUCCACACCCAAGAGUGCUCUGCCUGAAGAGGCCAUGGAGGCGGGCAGGACCUGCUUGGCUCGCGGCGAGCGCGACAUUGGCAUCGAGCUCAUCCACGAGGGCAUCACCUUUGCUGAGAACAUCUAUGGCGUUGUCCACCCUGAAGUCUCGCGUGCAUAUGCUCAGUACGCCUCAACGGUGCACCAACACGCAUCUAUCAUGGCUAUCGAGGCGCAGCAGAGGCGCGCCAAAGCACAGGCGGAGAACAAGGAGCCAGAAGAGCCAGAAAUUUCGUCGCUGGUUUCCGAGACGCUCACCUUCGCGAACGCGCUCAAGCUGCAGCGCCUGGCGGUGACAGUAGCGGAACGUACGAUCGGCCUCGACUCACAGGAGACGCUAUUCCAGUGGAUCAACCUGUCGGUCAUGGAGCGCGUCAAUCGCAAUUCGUACGAGGCUAUGGCCUGUCAGAAGCGAGCACUUGAGCUUUGGGAUAUCAUCCACGGCAGGGAGCACCCAGAAAGCAUUCAGUCUCUCAUGCAGAUCGCUCAGACGCUGCAAGCGAUCAAUGAGCCGUCCCAGGGCAUGAAGGUCUUUCAGACUGCCUACGAUCUGACGCGCAAACUCUUUGGCACCAACAGCAUUCACACUGGGCAGGCUGCCCACGCCAUGGGAGAAUCCCAGACGCUGGCCGGUGACCUGAAGAGCGCUGUGUCGUUCGCCAAGGAGGCUUACAAUAUUUUCGAAGCACGUCUGGGCAAGGAGGACGAGCAGACGCGUGACAGCGAGCAGUUCCUCAGCGCGCUGACGGCCGCUGCCGUUCGCUACGCCAAGGCCGAGAAGGAUGCACUGGAGCGUCAGCGGGCGCUGCGUGCUCGCAUCAGUAACACGACGGGGCCAAGAGGCGCGCUGCGGCUAACGCAGCGGCAGCAGCAGGCGCAGGUGCGCGCGUCAUCUGCUUCCGCUUCCGCGGCCGAUGCAGCGCCAUCAGGCCCGGCAUCUGCGACGGUAGACCCCGAGCUUAGCAAACGUCUAUCGCAGCUACCUGUGUCAGAGAUUGUCAAGUACAUCCAAGGGGGCGAGAACAGCAAGACGGCGAGCUCCUCGUCUUCUUCGAGGAAGGGAAAAGGCCGUGCCAAGGGCAGUGCAUCUAGCAGACUCGGACGAUGAUGAAGUACAUGCCUGACGUGCUUGCCCGACGUCAUUGACUUGAGGUCUACGGGCUCUCGUUUUUUUGAAUCCAAACAAAAUGCCGGCAUCUCUGUAUGAAGAUGUCCAUGAGAUCCACAUCCCCCUCAAAAAGCAUCCAUCCAUAAUCAUUUGCAAGAGAGAGUCACUCCCACUUUCCUUACAAAGUCAACCUGUAUCAUGCACGACACUUUCCUUUCGCAAUGCACACACCGCUCUGCUAGCUCCUUUUGGGGGGUCGACGUGCAGCUGUCCUGCGCAUCCGCCCAAUGCCCAUGUAUGUCUGUGCUCCUCCUGCCGACUCAUCUCGACGACCCGGGCGGCCAGGGCUGCUGUGCCGGCCAAGCAGGCUCAAACGCAUCACUGGCCGAUGCCACUCACAAC